GUUAAACGACAUACAACUUAAUACCGAUUGGAGUAUAACGACAAUGUCGUUUAUCUGCGAAUGUCUCUCGUCCCAGUAACCGACAAUCAAAUUCGUUCCCGAUCUUACUUCGGUGAUUCUCAAGGCAAUUUCUCCGGCAAGUGCUCCAUCACCGAAAUGGACCUCCUCCUAUUGCAAGGGGACGUUGAUGAGUUCAGAGAGAUUAUGGGAAUCAUCAAUAAAGAAAUGGAUUUGGUUACUUUAAGUGAUGAGAAUCUUCGCCGUGUAUUUAUGAUUUUCGAAAUAGCAUUUGGAGUGGUCAAUGCCCGAACGAAGCCGGUUACAGAGACGGAUGUGGACCAGUUAUGGUGUUCUAGUGUUGACGGCAUGGUGGCUGUGGCCAAGCAGAUAUUUGAUUAUGCAAGUGAGAUGACUUUUCAGGACUUAGAUGAACAGUGGAAGCAAGCAGUUCUGGGGAUGUUAAGAGGUGCAUGCAAUGUAAUCAGUAAACAAAGUGUGCUUGACUCAACUCAGCUAGGUGUACUUAAGGAACUUCAAGCCGAAGUUGCUUUAACAACUAAUGAGAGGCUGUUAGUUGGGGAAUUAGAGAGCCAGAGCAAGGAAUAUGACCUUUCUGGUGAAGCAUCCUGUAAGCCCUGUAUUUCAUGGCCUCGAAAUGGACGUAUAACCCUGGAGUGGAUUCAAGUUCUUAUUUCAACCUUAAAGUGGUCUUCAUGGAAAGACCCAAAGGAGUUCUAUAACGUAAUGCCUGUCACUGUAGCGAAAAAAUUGAUUAAUGCUGCUUCGAAAAUCAUGAGAGGUGAAAAGAAUUGUGUGAAAGUCCAUGUUAGAGAGGACUCAGAAGUUAUUAUAGUUGGUGACAUACAUGGACAGUUCCAUGACCUGAUUGCUCUUUUUGAAGAAAAUACUGGAUUUCCAUCUGAUCGUCGAUAUUUCAUCUUCAAUGGUAAUUAUGUUGGUGGAGGUUCAUGGGGUUUGGAAGUACUUCUAGUUUUGUUGGCUUGGAAGGUCCUGAUUCCUCAUAGGGUAUUUUUACUCCGUGGAAAUCAUGAAUCAAAAGAUUGCACAUUGACAAAUGGUUUCUGGUCAGAGAUAUGCACCAAAUUUGGCUUAAAGGAGUGCAAAAGUGUCUAUGAUAAAUGCUUGGAGAGUUUCAAAGCAUUUCCAUUGGCCUCAGUCAUAGCUAGUAGCAUUUACACAACACAUGGGGGACUAUUUCGUAGUGAAGGCAGUGGCAGUGCAAAAAGUUCUCAAGGCGUAAAGAGAAGAAAGUUGAAUACUUUAUGUUUGGGUUCUUUAAAGGAGCUAGCUAAAGUUAAUAGAUUUCUUGAAGAUGUGCCUGAAAAUAGUUUAUUGGCUGAUGUUCUAUGGUCUGACCCAUCUUUGGAAACUGGGAUCAGAGAAAACAAAGAUAAAAGAUCAGGUCUACUUUGGGGUCCUGAUUAUACUGAGGAGUUCUUAAGUGAAAACAAUUUAAAGUUGAUUAUAAGAUCACAUGAGGGUCCUGAUGCAAGGACUGGUCAGGAAGAUUCUAGAAAUUUAUUGAAUGGGUACAGCAAAGACCAUGAUGUAGCAUCAGGGCAACUAUAUACUUUGUUCACUGCUCCAAGUUACCAACAGUUCGGUGGAUUUGAUAAUGUAGGAGCAUAUGCAGUCAUAAAGCCUCCUAAGUAUGAUUCUCCUAUGUUCCUGCCACUCAAAGCUGCAAAAAGACCUGAGGUACCUUUUUAUGAUAGUUUUCUAUACGAAGACUUUGAUUCAGAUGGAGCAGAAGACUUUGUAUCGACGGAUUCAGAGGAGGAACAUGACUUGACAUCAACGAAUGCAAUUGAAGGACGUGACAUGACUUUGAUGGAGACCAACAUAGAACUCAACAAAAAGAUGCUAGCUCAAGGAGAAAAAAUCAAACAACUAGAGAGCCUUGUUGAAGAGUUACGAAAGGAGCAGGGUGAUCGCUCAAAGAGGAUGGAAGACAUGUUAAGUACUCUUUUACAGCAAUCAUCUCGCAAAGGUCAUGGCAAAGGUUCAUGAAUACAGGUUACAAGAAUGUCAGAAUUUAGAACUCAGAAGUCAAGUGCAGCUGCGUAACAGAAAGUACCAGGCAGCAAGCGAUUUAUGAUGCGAGAGGAACUUCAAGGGGGCAAUAGUUUUCAAAGUCAACAAAUGUAAAAGAUAAUAAUCAACAGGGGAGUAUUGAAGAAUUUAAAGGUGGAUGAUUAGUGUUGGAAUAUAAUCUUGAAGUUUUGCUCAAUUCUGUGCGUUAUGAAUCGAUUGAUGUAAAGUGAGGGGUAAAGUGCUACUCACGACUGCCAGUAUAAAAGUAGCAGUGCAUGCGAUGGAGAAGAAGAAGCAUUAGAAGAUAUGGAAGAGGUGAAUCGGCAACAUGGGAUGAGAUAAAGAUUUUUGAAAAGUUGAUGUUCACUUACGAGUCUUCUUUUGUUUGAGAGUGUAAUAUUGUUUAGGAGAGUUUAUAGCCUAGGGAUGAAUGUUUGCUUCCUCAGAGAUCUGGAUUAGAUACCAAGAUUCAAGUUCAGAGACAAUGAGUAACAAUGGCAAGGAACAGAUUGCAAUGCAACUUACACAGGCAAGAAGAAAACCAAAUUUGAUAUGCUUUUUGAUAAAUUAUCUAUCUGUUUCUUGUUUCAAUUUUAAUUAACAUCUAUAAGAUUCUUUCUGUCAACUAUGUUAUUCAUACCCCCUUCAAAAGAAAUCUUAUACUUUCUUUAGUUGA
Molecule: messenger RNA, 2731 nt
Organism: Pistacia vera
Lineage: Eukaryota; Viridiplantae; Streptophyta; Magnoliopsida; Sapindales; Anacardiaceae
Product: serine/threonine-protein phosphatase 7-like
Exons: 10
Coding region: 61-2031 (656 amino acids)
Cellular component (GO): cytosol; nucleus
Molecular function (GO): protein serine/threonine phosphatase activity
Source: RefSeq, a predicted model, not a curated record